This is a messenger RNA of Entrophospora sp. SA101, 201 nucleotides long. The record is from the annotation of a GenBank genome assembly. Lineage: Eukaryota; Fungi; Glomeromycota; Glomeromycetes; Entrophosporales; Entrophosporaceae.
AUGCUAUCAGACACUGGAAGGCCUGGAUUUAGCUACUUUCUAAAUACUCCUUGCGAAGAUUGGGAUGUUCUUCAAUACCAUAAGGCAUGGAAAGCUGCCAAACUUACUAUGGAUAAAGCUUCUCUUCGUUACAUUCAUGCAGCUACCCAUGGGACUACGUCUCCGCAUGGUUAUGGACCACGCCUCCGCUGCAGGCUGUAG